AUGAAGAAAUGGAAUACUCCUGGAGCUAUUGAAGAGACUAUCGAAGAAGUUUGCGCUAAAGUAAAACUUAUAACUGGUUCUGGGAGAAAAAACAUCAAACCAUUACAUCAAGUGGCUGUAGAAUUUGAAAACAGGAAUGGUACUCAAUUUAUGAGUGAAGAAGAAAUCAUUGAAAUGAAAAAUCACAUUCACUUUGAAUACGAACCAAAAUUUGUUUAUCGGAAUGAAAAACGUGUAUCUCUUCCGGAAACACGACUUCGAUUCAAAGGAAAAACAAAUAGUCCCGAGCUUAUGGAAAGAACAUUUGACCAGUUUAUCAGAUACUGUAUUGGUAAAGCUGGAGGAAAUUUGGAGAGAUCGAAAAUGAGUUUUGGAUUUUUUCAUGAAGGAUUUCACAAGACUGAAGGUUUUUGGAUUAAUGAAAGAACUUACCAAACCUUUAACGGGCAAGUUUUAAUGGAGGAAUUGGAGCGAAUUACUCAAUCCAAAGCAGAAGUAGACAUUGAUGACACCUUCAUAAUUCAUAUGCAUGUAUUCAACAAUUUUGAAGGAGGAGCAGGUCGAUGUAGAAAUAAAAUGUUUGAUGAAGAAAAGAAAAUACCUGCAUAUGUGGUUGGAGAUGGUAAAUGUCUUCCCAAAGCGGUAGCACUCGCAAUGACAUUUUAUGAAUCAAAGAAAGAUGCAGAACAACGUUCUAAAUGGGAUAAAAUGAUACGUGUGCAGUAUCAGAAUGAAAAACUUCAACUGAUAGCUGCAAAUGAAAUUUUGGAAAAGUCUGGAUUGUCCGCGGAACAACAAGUUUUCAACAUUGAUGAUUUGGAAAGAAUUGCAAUGACCUAUCCAGACUACAAAUUCGAAGUCUACAGUAGACCUGCUUACGAAAAAUAUUACCAAAUCAUCAAAGAGUUUAACGUUGACGCUUCAAAACUCGUUACAAUUGCGUUCAAAAAGAUUGAUGGAGUUGGACACUACGAUUUUAUCAAACCGUCGUUUAUGCACAUGAAAGCCACAUAUUGCCACAAGUGUAAACAAAAAACAUUGUCAACUGGUCAUAGCCAAGUGUGUGAUGCUAAAUGUGAAAAAUGUGGUUUUUAUGAAUGCGAUAAUACUCAAAUCGAAACAAUUCACUGUGAAAUGUGCAACUCAAACUUUCCCAAUGAAGAAUGUUACAAUGGCCAUUUGGAACAUGCUUACAGAGCAAAGAAGACAAUGUGUGAAAAGAGAUAUACAUGUCUGGAAUGCGGUUUUCGAGUGUGCAAAGAUAAAGUUUCACAAGACGAAGUGCACGAAUGUGAAAAACGAUCGAGAUGCAUGCAAUGUAAGGAAAUGUAUGAUGCAACUCGUUAUCACAAUUGUUGCUUCCAACCUCCAAGAAAAAGAUUCAAGGAAAGCAAGAUGAAAGCUCAAAAAUCCUACAGAAUCUUAUGCUAUGAUGUAGAAACAAUAGUAGUAAACUCGGCCAAUGGACCAGAUUUCUCCAAACCUCAACCAAACCAUGAAGUCAAUCUUGUUUGCUUCAAAAUGUGUUGCAAUUUGUGUGUUGAAGAAUGCAUUGAAUGCGAUUGUGAAACUGGCCACUUUCACUACUUUGAACACGUAGAUCCAUUGGAAGACUUUGUCGAUUUUUUACUUCACAACACAAAAUUGGACAACGCCUAUGUGAUUGCUCAUAAUGGUGGAAGUUUUGGCAUCAUACCUGAUUAUGUUUCAAAUGGAACUUCUCUCAUCAUGGCAAACAUUACCACUCAUAUUAAGAAGACAAGGGUUCACAACAGUUUGAAGUUUCGAGACUCCUUUCGUUUCAUUCCUAUGCCUCUUUCAAAGAUGCCAAAAACUUUUGGAAUUACCGAACUGAAAAAAGGAUACUACCCAUACUAUUUCAAUCACAAGGAAAAUUAUGGCAAAGUAUUGGAUCGUCUUCCUGACAAACUUUUCUACGAUCCGGACCACAUGAAACCAGAACCUCGUAUCGAAUUUGAAAAGUGGUAUGAGGAUCACCAAAAUGAUGUGUUUGAUGCAGACAUGGAAAUUUUGGUUUAUUGCCAAAGUGACGUCGAAAUAUUGACAACUGGAUUAUCCGAAUAUAUCAAGUGUCGACAUGCAUCUCAUCUUGUACCCCGCGAAGGAAUGUUUGGAGGACGUACACAACCAUAUCAGAUGAUUGUAGAGUGUGAAGAAGACGAAGAAAUUUGUUAUGACGACUUCAACUCGUUAUAUCCAUCAGUCAAUAUAAUGUUCCAGUACCCUAGAGGACAACCUAUAGUCUACAAGACAAACUUCCCAUCAAUCAUCCCAGGAAAAGGUGUCGAUAAAAAAGGAUUAUACUUUUGCUCAAUAUAUGCACCUCCUGAUAUCAAGAUUACAGUGCUACCUUACAAAAUACCAGGAUUUUUGACAUUUCCCAGUUGUAGAACAUGCAUCGAAAAGAAUCAAAAAACUGCAUGCGACCAUACAAAAGUGUCCGACCGAUACUUGACUGGUGUGUGGACACAUGCCGAAUUAAAUGCGGCGAUUGAGAGAGGCUACCAGCUGCUUCAAUUUCACGAAAUUUGGUGGUGGCCUGAUGAUAAAUGGAAGACUGCAGACUAUUUCGUAAAUUAUUUAAAGUCAAUGAUCCAAUUGAAACAUGAAUCAUCGGGUUGGCCUAGAGAUGAUAUGACUGAUGAAGAAAAACUGGCAUAUAUCAACGAGAUUGCACAAAGAGAUGGUGUCACCCUUGUGAUGGAAAAUGUCAAAAAGGCCGACAACAUGAGAGAAAUGUCAAAAUUGUUUUUGAAUACAUGUUGGGGCAAGCUAGCAGAGAAUCCAGUCAGAACAGAGUCAAAACUGUUUGAAACAUUGGAUCAUGUUUCCCAAAGUGAGUACAUGAGUAAGCAAGGAUAUGAAGUCAAGGGGAUCAAAGAUUGGGAUGAUGGUAGAACUUUGAUAACAAGGGCAUCCAAAACCGAGUCUGUGAAAACAAAGGAAUUUACAAGUAUUGUUAUCGGAAUUUACACCACUUCGUAUGCACGUCUACGUCUCUUACAGGCAAUGGAGGCUGUCGGAUCUGAAAAUUUGAUAUAUGUUGACACUGAUAGUGCGAUAUACAAAAAGAAGAUUUUGGAUCCGAGUCCAGUAAAAGCACUCAUUGGAGAUGGAUUGGGCAAGCUGAAAUCUGAAAUUCCAAAAGGAUACCGAAUGAAGAAGAUAAUUUGCAUGGCUUCUAAAGUCUACUCUUACUUGUUGAAACAUUUGGAGACUGGUGAAGAAAAAAUCGUAACAAAGUUUAAAGGAGUCGUUCUCAAUUCAUCAACCAGUCGAACUAUUAACAUGGAAACUAUGGAAGCUUCGGUAAUUAUCAGUAGUGUUCGGGACAAAAAUUCUCCACCACCAUGA
Molecule: messenger RNA, 3375 nt
Organism: Caenorhabditis remanei
Lineage: Eukaryota; Metazoa; Nematoda; Chromadorea; Rhabditida; Rhabditidae
Exons: 16
Coding region: 1-3375 (1124 amino acids)
Biological process (GO): DNA replication
Molecular function (GO): DNA binding; nucleotide binding; DNA-directed DNA polymerase activity
Source: RefSeq, a predicted model, not a curated record